Athalia rosae (coleseed sawfly) is the source of this 2412-nucleotide messenger RNA. It is a transcript of the gene AIF, whose product is annotated as apoptosis-inducing factor 1, mitochondrial. Lineage: Eukaryota; Metazoa; Arthropoda; Insecta; Hymenoptera; Athaliidae. Gene Ontology annotation, molecular function: NAD(P)H oxidase H2O2-forming activity; FAD binding; protein dimerization activity. The coding region runs from base 38 to 2098 and encodes 686 amino acids. Gene Ontology annotation, cellular component: mitochondrion; cytoplasm. The transcript has 12 exons. The record is from RefSeq and is a predicted model, not a curated record. Gene Ontology annotation, biological process: apoptotic process; mitochondrial respiratory chain complex assembly.
CGCGCCCAUAGCACCGUGUCAGAGACCGAUUGUAAAAAUGUUAAGGUACGGCAAAGUAAUUAGACAUUUAUCAAAAAUAACGAGAAAAACGUACACAAAUUAUGAGCAUUCACCCUUCAAAUAUAUCGGUACAGUAAGCUACAGUCGGCACUACAGCAGUGGUGACAAUAAUAAACCAAGUUCCACCAGACCUCCAGGAACUACAUUAAGAGCAGAAGAAUGCGUACCCUCUAACCAGUUGAAAUCAAAAGAGUCUUUUCCCCCAAACCCUGUUUGUCCAGCCGAUCCAAGUAUCGAUUGUCCUCUAAGUCCUAACAAAGACUGUGGGCAACCUUGCUCUGAAUCAUCUACGGACCAUGGCAAAAAGCAACAGAAAUUAUGGAUGCAAGUGCUUGCUGCUCUUGUCAUUACAGGAGCAACAAUCUACAUGGUCAAUGGGAUGGGAACCUCGGAAUCGAGUAAAAAAUCUCCACAAAGUAAGAAAAAAAAAACGGAGAGAAAAAAAGUAAAGGUUCCAGCCAUAUCUACAGAUAUUCCAACAGAAAUUCCAUAUCUUUUAAUUGGAGGAGGAACUGCUGCCUUUUCAGCAUUUCGAUCAAUAAAAUCAAGGGAUCCUAUGGCAAAGGUUCUAGUUAUAACAGAAGAAGGAUCUUUUCCUUACAUGAGACCACCGCUGUCUAAAGAACUUUGGUAUAAUAAAGAUAGUGAAUCAACGGAACAAUUGAAAUUUAAACAGUGGAAUGGCACAGACCGAAGUUUGUACUAUGAGCCUACAGAAUUCUACAUACCAGUGGCAAACUUACUCGAGUCUAAAAAGGGUGGAGUUGGAGUAGCUUUAGGAUGGAAGGUCAAUGAAAUAGAUGUUAUUAACAGGACAGCAAUACUGGAAGAUGGACAUGAAAUAAAAUACGAAAAAUGCCUUAUAGCCACUGGUGCCUCCCCUAAGAAUCUUCCGAUAUUUGAGACUGCAGAUGAUGCGAUCAAAAGCAAGAUCCUACCAUUUAGGACAAAUGAGGACUUUUUACAACUUGAAGAAAACAUUCACGAUCCUGCAAUCAAAAAUAUUGUUAUAGUCGGUGGAGGAUUCCUGGGUUCUGAACUUGCAUGUUCUCUCGUCAGAAACCUAAACCCUGAACAAAAAGUUGUGCAUCAGAUUUACAAAGAAAAGUUCAUCAUGGCUCAAGUACUACCUGAAUAUCUCAGUGAAUGGACAACGACCAAGGCAAUGCUUGAUGGAGUUAGAUGUAUGCCUGAAACUGAGGUCGCAGAUGUUGAGAUGAAAAAUGGAAAUUUGAAAUUAAUUUUGAGUAACGGAACUACUGUUGAUGCUGAUCAAGUAAUCGUAGCUGUUGGAGCCAAAGCAAAUACCGAUUUGGCCAAAGCCUCUAAUCUAGAAGUUGAGCCUGAGAUUGGUGGUUUUCUCGUGAAUGCAGAGCUUGAAGCGAGGAGCAAUGUGUGGGUUGCGGGCGAUACAGCGUGUUUUUAUGACGUAAGACUUGGCAGGAGAAGAGUCGAACAUCAUGAUCAUGCAGUAAUUUCUGGAAGAUUAGCUGGUGAAAAUAUGACUGGUGCCGGAAAGCCUUAUUUACACCAGUCCAUGUUCUGGUCUGAUCUUGGACCUGAAAUUGGUUACGAAGCAAUAGGUAUUGUCGAUUCAUCAUUGCCAACUGUGGGAGUUUUUGCCAAAGCAAUUGAGCAAAAUACUCCUCUUGGUGCAGUGACAGAUUCUAAUGAGAGUCAGAGAUCCGUUAGCGAAGAGCAAAAUUUGCAAGGAUCAGAAUCUACAGCUACUGUGCAAGUAACACCUGUAUCUCAAAAGUAUGACAACCCGCCUAGAAAAGCUGCAUUAAACGAGACUACAAAGCCUAAUGAUAUCAGUAGAGAACCAUGCAAAGAUAAGGAAAUAGAGAAAAUUAAGGAACCUCAUGAUGAUUUUAGCAAAGGAGUUAUUUUCUACUUGCGCAACGAUGUAGUUGUUGGCAUUGUACUUUGGAACCUAUUCAAUCGGAUGUCCAUUGCUCGACAGGUUCUUGCCAGUGGAACGCGAUAUGAUGACUUGAACGAGGUAGCUAAACUAUUUAGCAUUCACGAAGAUUGAUAGAACGACAUUGCCCUCAUUACCAGAUCACCGUUUGUAAAUAUUCGUGCUAUGAGUUAUCGAUUGUGCAUGUUUUCAAGGUAUGCCUGUACUAUAAAUCAAUCUUUGAUGGUCGAUGGAUAAAGUUUAGGAACUCUAAAAUAUUGUAGAUAUUUCAUGGUAGGAUCGAAAAAUCAGCGUUGUGUUUGAGACUCAGGUGAAGCGUCACAUUUGUUCGCAAUCGUACAAAGUUUAUGUGCAUUUAUUAUAAAUGUUGAAUUGAAUAUAUCUGCACAUUGUUAGAAAAUAAAAAAUACAAUUCUGCGUAACCGUGA